AUGAAUGGUUUAAACCAAUAUGAUUGGGUUUGUUAUUCUUCUUCUUUGAAAGGUGCAUUGUGCAAAUUUUGUGUUUUAUUUGAAUCUCCAGUUACCAAAGGAAGUGUCAAAGGAGCAUUUAUAAAAAAUGUUUUUUGUAACUAUAAAAAAUUUCAAGAGCAAGCUAAAGCUCACUUAAGUAGUGAAUGGCAUAAGUUCACAACAUUAAAAUCUAAAGAUUUUAUUUCAAUUAUGCAAAACAAAACAACAAAUGUUCACCAAAUGAUUGAUAACUCGGUUAAAUUAAUGAUAGAGAAUAAUAGAUUAAAACUGAAGUCAAUAGUUUCAUCAAUAUUUUUCCUUGGGACACAUGGUCUACCAUUAAGAGGUCAUUCUGAUGAUUCUGCAUUAUUUAACGAUUUGUUGAAGUUAAGAGUAGAAUGUGGUGAUACUAUUUUAGAGGAUCAUUUUAAAAAUGCCCCAAAGAACGCAAGUUAUUUAUCUCAUCGCAUUCAAAAUAAUUUUAUUACAAUUUUUGGGACGGUUACUUCAAAUAGUAUUUUGGAACAAAUUAAAAAAGCUGAAUGUUAUUCUGUUCUUGCUGAUGAAACAAUGGAUAUAUGUGGAACAGAACAAAUGUCUAUAUGUAUAAGAUAUACUUUUAAUGAAAACGGAUUAACAACUAUGAGAGAAGAUUUUCUGGGAUUUAUAGCUCUUAAUAAAUUAGAUGCAGAAAGUAUUUCAAAUGCCAUUAUUGAGUCUUUGCUUAAUUGGGGCUUAGAUUUAAAUAAAUUAAUUGGUCAAGGCUAUGAUGGUGCCAGUACUAUGUCUGGCCAUAUUAGUGGGGUUCAAAAACGAAUUCAAGAUAGAACUAACAGUGAACAGGUUUUUAAGAUUUUAAUGAAAGAUAUAAAAAAUUAUGCUGAUGAUGUAGGUAUUGACUUUGUAGUACCCAGAAUUUCUUUUAGACAGACUUUAAGAUCAAAUCAUCCUACAAAAAAUCCUAUUGAUUACUACAGAAUUUCAAUUUUUAUUCCAUAUUUGGACUCUAUAAUAUCAUCUUUAAAAUGUCGGUUUGAUGAAAAGAAUGAAGAAGCUUUUUCUAUAUUUUCUCUACAUCCAAAAAAUUUAAAAAAAAUGUCAAUAGAAGAAAUUACUGUACAUCUUAAUCGGAUUAAGAAAUUUUAUGGAGAAUUUGUGGAUAAUAUUGUCGAAGAAGGUUUGAUAUGGUUCAAUUUGUGGAGUUCAAAAGAAGUACCAGAUAUGAUGGAUUUUACAGAUGUUUUAAAAGAAACCGAAUUACUCCCUGCUAUAAAAAUGUGUGCGAUGAUAGCAAUUUCUCUUCCAGCAACAACUUGUAGUGUUGAAAGGUCAUUCAGUUCAUUAAAAAGGUUAAAGACAUGGAUACGUAAUUCAAUAUCUGAAGACAGAUUAAAUGGCUUAGCUUUAUUGUAUAUACAUAAAGACAUUGUUAAAAAGCAAAAACAAAAAAUUAUUGAUAAUGUUAUACAAUCAUUUUGUAUGCAACCAAGACGCAUACAAUUUUUAUUUGAUGACUAA
Melanaphis sacchari is the source of this 1539-nucleotide messenger RNA. RefSeq lists its product as uncharacterized. The coding region runs from base 1 to 1539 and encodes 512 amino acids. NCBI's taxonomy places the organism in Eukaryota, Metazoa, Arthropoda, Insecta, Hemiptera, Aphididae. The record is from RefSeq and is a predicted model, not a curated record. The transcript is spliced from 3 exons. Gene Ontology annotation, molecular function: protein dimerization activity.